CCUCCCCUGUGGCCCCUUUUCCGUUUUCCUGCAGCAGUGCGAAGGUGGGGGCCCUCUCCCCGUAGCCUGCCAUGAAGUUUUCCCUGCGCUUCUGGUUCCUCUCCACGGCUUUUCUGCUUGUCUUUGUCAUGUCGCUGCUCUUCACCUAUUCCCACCACAGCAUGGCUUACCUGGAUCUCGGUGGGCUGAACGGCCUCCACCGGGUGAAGCUUGUGCCCAGUUACACUGGCAUGCAGCGCCUGAGCAAAGAGGGACUCUUGGUAAAGAGCUGUGCCUGCCACCAGUGCACCAUGGAGACUGGCGACACAGCUUGGUUUGACAACCGCUACGACAGCAACAUCUCCCCAGUGUGGACCAGAGAGAACGUGGAUUUGCCGCUGGAUGUCCAGAGGUGGUGGAUGAUGCUGCAGCCCCAGUUCAAGUCCCACAACCUGAAUGAGGUGUUGAGCAGGCUCUUCCAGAUUGUUCCUGGGGAGAACCCAUACAGCUCCUGGGAAUCCCAGUCCUGCCGGCGCUGCGCUGUGGUGGGCAACUCCGGGAACCUGCGAGGCUCCGGCUACGGCCAAGAAAUCAACAGACACGACUUCAUCAUGAGAAUGAACCAGGCGCCGACGGUGGGCUUUGAGGCAGAUGUUGGGAGCAAGACGACCCACCACUUCAUGUACCCAGAAAGUGCUAAGAACUUGCCUGCCAAUGUCAGUUUUGUUCUGGUGCCCUUCAAAGCCUUGGACCUGCUGUGGAUUGCCAGCGCCCUCUCAACUGGCCAGAUCCGAUUUACUUAUGCCCCAGUGAAGCCAUUCCUCCGGGUGGACAGAGAGAGGGUUCAAAUCUACAAUCCAGCGUUCUUCAAAUAUAUCCAUGACCGGUGGACAGAGCAUCAUGGCCGCUACCCAUCCACAGGCAUGCUGGUGCUGUUUUUUGCACUACAUGUUUGCGAUGAGGUGAAUGUCUUUGGGUUUGGGGCAGACAGCCACGGCAACUGGCACCAUUACUGGGAGAACAACCGCUAUGCUGGGGAGUUCCGGAAGACUGGCGUGCAUGAUGCAGACUUUGAGGCACACAUUGUUGACAUCCUGGAGAAGACCAACAAGAUCAAUGUUUAUCGUGGCAACUGAGGUGUCGAACUGCUGCUUGGAAGUCUGGCUGCCAGUGGAUGGGUCAGGAGCGAGGGUGGGCUUCCAGCAGAGAUCCCCCUGCACCCUGAUGCACCGUUUUUCAAAGCUGUUCCUUGGAGAGGAUGAAGACAAAAUGUGUGCUUAGGGAGGGAGUGAACUCCACAGCCAGGGAAGUUCCGGUCAAGCCAAUGCAGGCAGCCUGUGGAGAGCAGCCCAGCUCCUCCUUCCUCUGAACGCAGCCAACGAAGUGCAGGGCUUCUGAAACAGCCCCAGAGGAGAGAGAAGACCGGUGGUGGCGGCAGCUCAGUUUGCUCCUCUUUCCUUGCUUCUGCCCACGUCUAAGUGCUGACUAAGAUUGAGGCCCCUUUUUGCCUCCUUUUCAGUUCCAACAAGCACCACUGGCUUCAUAUCCAGACGCUUUUUUAAAUUAAGCUUUUCUUCAGUGAAUGAGAAUAGCUUCCUGCCUUUGCCCUGGGAAGUUAAUUUUGUUUUUCUUUUUUGUACAAUCGGAUGCCAGGCAGCUGGAUUGCAUUUUUGUUACGAUCGUAUAAACUUGUGGCAAGCUGUCAGCAGAAACCUUGGAGGAGAAGCUGGAAAGACCCUCUGGGUAUUCUGGAGAUGCGUGAACACUGACAUCUAGCUCCUGGUGAAGUGUGUUUGGGACGAGGGUGUGUUUUUGUUCCAGGAGCAUCCAAGAAAUCCUGCCAAAAGCACUCAGAUUCUGCAAGCUGUGACUUGGACUCUUUGUUUUUGUUCUGCCCUCAGAUAAGGUCACACCCCUCCUGGCUUUGGGUGAACAGAGGAGCCCUCCAGUUCGUGUCAGCCCACACCUGUCCUACCUCCCUCUUUCUGCUCUGCACCUGCCUAGUCCCAUGUUCUGCUCAUGGUAGGGAUGCCAGCAAGAUGUGCUCUUCAGAUCUCUGGGGGGGGAGUGCUCCCCCUCCCAGUUCCAGCCUUUCUCUGGGGAAGGAGGGGCAGAUGUGGCUACCGUCUUUUCACGAAUGGGUCGUUUUGAGUCAGAAUCCUGAUGCCUUCCAGGCUUUAAUCCACAAGUGACUAACAUUUGUAGACCACUUUCUGCAAAGGAGCAGUCAGAGCUGGCAAUUUUAUUCCCACGUUCACCUUGUUAACCGAAGGGAGGUGACAGACCUGUCAUGGGUGCUUUUGGGUGGGUUUACUCCUGCCAGUUCCAUUAGACUGCUGGCCCUUCAUUGGGAGCAAGAGAAGGUACUCUGAAGUACUCAGGAAGGUACUCUGGGCUGCCUUUUCUUGCUCAGGGUGCAAAAAAAGGUGGCUUCAGUUGCUUUGGAGAUUAAGGUUGUGUAGACAAAUGGCAAGACCAAGAUGCCUGCAAGGGGUUCUGUUCAAAAGGGCAAACCCAACAAACAGUAUUAAAUCAGAGUUUCUUUCUUAAAAGAAUUGAAUUCUGUAGCAUGAAAGAGCUAUGGAUAACCGAUGGCUUUUGUUACAAGCAUGACUAACAAUACUUUCCCAAGAGAUAUUUGGAGCACUAGAAAGUAAGAAAUUGCAGCAGUCAGAGACCUGAAUCUUGUUUAUAGCCAUGACUAGAUGGCCUUGGCGGGUAAAUGGCUUCCAUCAGGCAGCCGGGGCACCUUUCUGUGGUCCUGUCAGAGCUGAAUGUGUCCUCUGCAAUGGUGCUGGGUUGCACUUGAACCUCUGGGUCAGUCCGUACCUCCAGCAUCAAAUCUGGCCUUAUGGCCUUCGGCAUUUGGGUUGUAAUUCUCCCUUUGGUGUGGCCUAGAGGUUGCUCUGAACUCUAGCUCGGUGUCUUUAAGACCUGCAGAUGCUUGCAGCCAAGGAGAUGGCAGGGUUCGAGUGUGCAUGCUUUGCUGGCAGAGGCUUGAACAGGAUCCCCUUGAACUUUCUGCCGCCUUCUCCUGGCCAUUCUCCUCAGAAGAGGUUGGCUAUCUGGAGAAAGGUCAACUGACUGUUCACUGAGAUGGGACAGGCUGAUGAUUGCGAGUAACAUCAGGACUGAAAGUGUCCACAUGACCUGGUGGAGGCACUCUUGAUGGCCUACAAAUUUCAUGCUGCUUUGAUUCUGGUAACCAGAAUCGUGUGACCUUGAGCCCUCUCCCCCUUGAUUCCUACAAGUGAGGUACUGGCCAGAAGCAUGGCUAUGGUGCUCCCUUGUCCCUGGGCUUUUGGGCUCCAGGGCUGGGAGCCACAGCACUCUGGUGACUUCUUCCCACAGCAGGUGCAAGUCAACCUCCCGUUGACCAUUGUACUGUUUCCAGGGGGCGUCCCUAGUGAACUGUUGAUAGCUGUUUGCACAUGCUUAUCCCACAGUCCCUGGAUGGCACAGCAUGGGCUGAUAGGGAGGCUGGCUAACCCAGGGGCUUCUGCAACUGGCAGAAUGGCUGUCUGGCUGCAUGGAGGCUGCAAUUAUUUGUUGGACUGGACCUACACCAGGUGCCAGAUCAAGGGGUGACAUUUUGAAGUAGGAAGAUCAUCUGGUACCUGAUGGUCCAGCCCUGGGCUUCUUCCUGUUCUAGAAUAACUCCUUGGCAAAUCAGCUGCUGUUUCAGCUCCAGACAUUUGGAGCCUGGCUAUCCAUUCCGUUCGGUGGUGCAGAUCCCGGGCUUGUUUUCUGACUGGCUCACGAUUAUAGGAAGUGUGCUCGCUGCCUGUUUCUUGCAGAUCUUACAGGCUAAGGCUGUCACGGAGCCAAAGUGGUUGGUUUUCCUUCCUGCCUAGAAACUUGCCUCUGCAGCUGCCUGCACUUCAAAAUCAGUGUUGUGUGCAGUGAUGCUGCCCCUUGUUUUGUAUUUUUUAACUUCACAGGCUACAGUUUGGAAGAAAUUUGUUUUAUGUUCUGCUUAUACAAAAUAAAAGCUGUACUUUUUCCUUC
This is a messenger RNA of Candoia aspera, 3987 nucleotides long. It is a transcript of the gene ST3GAL2, whose product is annotated as ST3 beta-galactoside alpha-2,3-sialyltransferase 2. Lineage: Eukaryota; Metazoa; Chordata; Lepidosauria; Squamata; Candoiidae. Gene Ontology annotation, biological process: sialylation. Bases 72 to 1115 code for a protein of 347 amino acids. The transcript has 6 exons. The record is from RefSeq and is a predicted model, not a curated record. Gene Ontology annotation, molecular function: beta-galactoside (CMP) alpha-2,3-sialyltransferase activity. Gene Ontology annotation, cellular component: membrane.